Molecule: messenger RNA, 2797 nt
Organism: Cynara cardunculus var. scolymus (artichoke)
Lineage: Eukaryota; Viridiplantae; Streptophyta; Magnoliopsida; Asterales; Asteraceae
Product: mannosyl-oligosaccharide glucosidase GCS1-like
Exons: 22
Coding region: 97-2655 (852 amino acids)
Biological process (GO): protein N-linked glycosylation; oligosaccharide metabolic process
Cellular component (GO): endoplasmic reticulum membrane
Molecular function (GO): Glc3Man9GlcNAc2 oligosaccharide glucosidase activity
Source: RefSeq, a predicted model, not a curated record
AAUAACAAUACGAGGAGAGUAGUGAUCUGUUUUGACUUUUGACUUGCUCUUCCUUGCUCAGCUCCGGCUGGCGGAUGAACUCACAUCACCGGAAAAAUGAGCGGAGGAGACGCCCGGAAAACUGCAAGAAACAGAAUCAAACCGUCUACCAGCACUGUAUCUGGAGAAGAUCAUCGCGAACUUCGUAACCGGAAGGUUUUACGGAAGGAGAGAGGCAAAGAUCAACUGCGCAUUUUGGAUGUUAAUUUCAAACUUCUUCUAGGGCUUACUGUUGUAUCGUCAUUGGUCGCGCUGUUUUUUAUCUUCCAUUCCGUUCAGUUCGCAGAUGGAGAUGAUCGAUUGCCAAGGGUUAUCACGCCGUUUCCAGCGCCAAAAAUCAUGGACCUUGAGAUGUUUCAAGGUGAGCAUAAGGAGAGCCUAUAUUGGGGGACAUAUCGUCCUCACUUAUAUUUCGGUGUCCGAGCCAGGACUCCAAAAUCAUUGGUUGCUGGGUUGAUGUGGCUUGGUGUAAAGGAUGGACGAUAUUUUAUGCGACAUUUCUGCCAAGAUGCAGAUGAUCUUCAAACAUAUGGUUGGAAUAAACAUAAUGGAAGGGACUUCGGACAUCAGAUUCUGAUUGACCACGGCAUGACAUUGACCACAAGUUUCUUGAAAUCCAAGGUUGAUGGAAGUGGCUAUGGAGGAGACUGGGCUUUUCGAGUUGGAGUGCAAUCUGAGAAGUUAAAUGAAGAAAUGCCGGGAUCUGCACAUCUUUUCUUUUAUGUGGCUGACGAGGGUGAAAAUGCUCUAAGUCUGGGCAGAAGUGUAACAGCGAUUCAUGAGAAGUCUAUGUUGGCUUUUGGAUCACGGCUAGAUGUCGGUGGUUGGGAGCUACACUUAAAAUCAUCGGAUGAUUUUGAAGUCCACCAUGUUGGUCUCAAGACGCCUCACAUUCACAAUCUCUCUGAUAUGGUCCAAGGAAUCCUUGCACUACAAGUAAGAAACUUUGGUCAUUUGGAGCUUCCAGACACAUCUGACAAUUCUCCUAACAUUUUAGUUUAUCAGAUCUCUGCUACAACUCCUUUUAGAGCGGACAUUGCUUUUGUAACUGGAACUGAUAUUGAUGAUGCUAAAGUUGAAGAACGUGUCAAUGGCCUCACAGGUACAUCACUCACUAAUCAACUUCAUAAGAAGGAAAAUGAAUUUGAUGAUAAAUUCAAGAAGAUCUUUAAUCAGUCAGACAAGCUUGAUUCAGAAUUUGCGGAAGUUGGUAAGGCUGCUAUCGGGAAUUUGUUAGGAGGAAUUGGGUACUUCUAUGGCCAAUCAAAAAUAUUGUUUCCCCAACCCUCUAAGCAGCAUCGAUCUGGUGGGGAUUCUAUAUUAUAUUGGCCAGCUGAGCUGUAUACUGCUGUUCCAAGUCGCCCCUUCUUUCCUAGAGGAUUCUUAUGGGAUGAGGGUUUUCAUCAACUAUUGAUCUGGCGAUGGGAUAUGCAUAUUUCCUUGGAUAUUAUUGGACACUGGUUAGAUCUUAUGAACAUUGAUGGCUGGAUUCCACGUGAACAAAUUUUAGGAGCUGAAGCUCUUAGCAAGGUGCCUGAAGAAUUUGUUGCUCAGCGUCCAAGCAAUGGAAAUCCGCCAACAUUAUUUUUAGUCCUACAAGAUGUGGUUUGUGGCGUGAUGAGAAACAAAUUUUCUGCCACAGAGAGCAAAGAGAUAUCUGUUUUCUUUGAAAGAUCUUUUGGUCGUCUAGAAGCUUGGUUUCAAUGGUUUAAUACCACACAAUCAGGCAAGCAUAGAAGCAGCUAUUACUGGCAUGGAAGGAAAGAGAGUCAGACCAUCUUCGAACUAAAUCCGAAGACAUUAUCUUCUGGUUUGGAUGACUAUCCACGAGCAUCACACCCGACUGAAGAAGAACGCCACUUGGAUCUUAGAUGUUGGAUGCUUCUUGCGGCAGAUUGCAUGCACUCCAUCUUAGAGCAGCUUGUGAAAAAGAAGGAAUCUGGGAAGGCAUAUGGAGAGACAGCUAAGCUGCUUGCUGACUUUGAUCUUCUUAAUAAGAUGCACUUCGACAAAGACUAUGGGGCUUAUCUUGAUUAUGGUAAUCACACGGAAAAGGUUCGUUUAAGACGACAACUGGUGGAGAAAGAUGGGAACGUCCCAAGUCUAGAACUUGUUCGAGAAGUUUUAGAGAAACCGUCAUUGGGGCUAGUUCCACAUAUUGGAUACGUCAGUCUUUUUCCCUUCAUCUGGAAGAUCAUUCCAUCUAAAUCAUGGAUCCUAGAAAAACAGCUUGACAUCAUUUCAAACACGAGCAUCCUGUGGACCAACUAUGGAUUGCGUUCGCUCUCUAAAACAAGUUCAAUGUACAUGAGACGUAACACGGAGCAUGACCCACCUUAUUGGAGAGGCCCAAUUUGGAUGAACAUGAAUUACUUGAUCCUUUCGUCACUGCAUUAUUAUUCAAAAGAGGAAGGACCAUAUAGAGAACGAGCUGGUACAAUUUACGAUGAGUUGAGGAGCAACUUGAUCCGAAAUGUGAUGAAGAACCAUAAGCAAACGGGUUACUUAUGGGAACAAUACGAUCAGAAGAAGGGUAACGGCAAAGGUGCACACCCUUUUACGGGUUGGACAUCGCUGGUGUUGUUAAUUAUGGCAGAAUCAUAUAGUGAAUGUUAGGUCUUUGUUACAAUUUUGACCAUUAUAGAACCAACUACUUGAUACCAAUGUUUAUGUAUCACAAAAAACUCCAUUGAUACCCAUCAUCAUACACGAUGAUUGACCUUAAGGAUUGCUUAGAGUAAAUUAUGAUUUUUUGUCC